GUAACUGCAGCCACGCGAUGACUACAGUUUGAGGAGUGAGUGAGGUAAAGGGAGACGGAGGAGUGGAGAGACUGAGACACACCUCACACAUUGGAGAUUGGUUUGGUUCACUGUGCAGCCCUCAAAGAAGGCAGAGUGUGAGCGGACGAGCCCAGGAUCUGCGUGGCUCCACUGCUUUCUCUGCCUGUAAAGUGUGCCGAGCGCCGCUCCGCUCCGCGCUGCCUGUGUGUCUCGCUGCCUGCCUCUCACAGCUGAGACAUACUGGGAGAGACUCGCUACAGUCAUGAGGCUUUCCCUUGUAUUGGCUCCACAGCAUUACUCUUGAGGUGUGCUCUGUUCUGGUGCCAGAUCGGUGAUGCACAAUGAGGGGGAAGAGAUGAGCCUGCAGCCAGCAGUCCUGUCCCUGCAGUUCCUGCCCCUGGACAUUUACUGAUUCAUACAACCCAGAGGACGAUGCCCCUGUCUCCCAGAUAGCACUUCUGAGGACCAGGCCUUCACCGCACGCAUUGUGCAUCAUGGCAGGAGAGACUCAGCGAAUGCACGCUGUCAAAGAGCUGGACGCUGAGUCCAAACUGCAGGAUGAGGGGACAGCACUGGAACAGCAGAGUGACAAAACCACAAAGGAGUCCUCAGAGCACUUUUCAACCACAGGCACUGAAGCCAGAGCCAACAGCAGAGGGGCCAAAGUUGAAAAAGUAGAGAAGAAAAGGGACUGUCCUCAGCAGCGUGAGGCUGUCAUACGGCCACAGCAAGCAGGGAAAAUUGACUUCAGAUCACUGCAGAACAGACCAAAAUUUGCCACUGACAGGACUUGGUCCAGUGGCAAAGGCAGCCCCCAGUCCCCGAACGGAAAGGGCCGCAGCCGAGAGAAGGGGAAGCGGUCGGGAAAGGCAGAGCGUGGCAACCCGCAACAGCUGUACAGACUUAGCAUUACAAAUCCACGCUCCAACAACCCCAUUGGCAUUGCCUACCCACAGCAGAAGGUAACGCCACCCAAGAAGUUGGAGACCAGUCGUGGCCCACUCUUGGGCAGCUACAGAUUCCACGUCCCCAGUAUCCCGGAGAGAGAGGCCGAACUACAGCAAGAAGAGCUCAACUAUAGCCGCUGCUUCCAGGAGGCCUCCUCUAACCUUGCCACCCCAAGCUAUACCUCACAGGCACUGGUUUCCUCAAGUGCAACAUCAUCCCACCCACAUCAGCCUCUGUCACAGCAGCAGCAGCAGCAGCAGCAGCAGCAGCAGCCUGCCUCAAUGGAGAACAGCAGCACACAGCCGGGCAGCCAGCUGAUGUUGACCGACUUUCAGCUGAGUGGCUCUGGUGCAUGGCAAUCUCCUGAAAGGAUUUUUAAUGGUGCUAACUAUGGGAUUUCGUCACAGAAGUCCUCCUCCCUUACAGAAGCCAGUAAGGCAAGUGCCUUUGUAUCUGGUCCUUUUCAAUAUGGAUAUAAUUUUCUGGAGGAAUCGACCUCUGACUCUUUUUCCUGUGAACAGAACACGCAAUCACAAGACUUUACAGACUCCUCCAUAGGGACAGUUCACGUGACUCACAACUCAUUUUCCUUUGCACCCGGAGACGGACAAAACAUGGCUCAAAACAGCACUCAGUUCAGUAAUGAGCAGCAAUCUGAGGACGGAAGCUCUUAUUCUCACUCUCCACAGUCACAGUACAUUCAAGGGGUAGCAUCCUCCAUCCAGUGUCCUAGGAGUCUGAGUGAGGACUCAGCCAGCAGUGACAGCUCUGGCUCCGGCUCGCAGCAGACGGAGCAGGGGAAGACUUCCCUGUCUGAGAGCACAGACACUAACGGACAGGCAGACAGUCGGGAUGCAGCAAUCACCUCGGGGAAUAAGAAGAACUGCCACCCUAAAGACACGGCUGCCAACCAGAGGACAUUCAUACAAGGAAGUGUGCACCAUGCAAGAAAUACUUCACAAGGUCCAGGCUCCCACAUGCACUUUUCCAGCAAAACAUUUAACAGCCCCUCAGUCAAUAACAUUCACAAAGGCUCACUGCCUUUUGAUAAAAACCUUAAUAAUAAGGUUCUUAAUAGGUUGCCACACUCCUGGGAAGGACCUAGUAAGACAUAUUCACCAGCUGAUCAAAACACAAUUCAGUAUUCUGACAUGAAUGAUAAAUUUCACUUUCAGGAGCAGCCAGCACUUGACCAAAGGCCAAAUUCAUCUAAAAAUAGCAGAAUAUCCUGGCAGCAGAUUCAAAACCAAAACAGAGUCGAGUUAUCGAGGCAAAUAAGCAAUCAAAAAUCGGCCUACAUUGUUUCCCCCUCUGACUGGCAGGAUGACAGUAAAUCACAUAAACACAGCUCACUGAAAAACCCAAGCUCAUUUCAGAACAGCAGAACUAGUGAUGGGUUUUCAAACCAAAGACAGGAGACUGUAAAACACAGUAGUAACACAGUCUCAACUUUUAAAGUAGAGAUGAACCACACACAAGUAUGUGAGUCAAAAAAUAAGGCUGUUUACUUUGGACACAACCAGUCUCUUCCAGUUGCAUCAAGAAACUACAGCUAUCCACCAUUACAGGUCCCACCUAUGGGACUUAUGAUGGUGUCACCUUAUGAAUCCCCUUUGCCCUCCCCAGUUCAUAACCAUGCGUCCAGUAGUACCUGCUCUUCCCUCUCCCCAGCAUCCACCAGCCCUGUCAACAUCAGUUCAGAGGACAGUCAAAUGUCAAAGUCAGCACCUCCGCACACAUUCUACCACCAGCCCCAAGCCAAAACUCAGCACCAGUUUCAUUCUGAUGCUUCACGAAACCUUGCGUAUGCACCAGACAGAUUAAAAGAUGACAUGAUGAGCUACCUGCAAAACAGCACACAUCCAAAGACAACAAUGGAUGGAAACAAAGGUUACAUGGACAGUUUCGGUGUGGAGCAUCACCAGCCUCCGCCACCAUACUCUGCACAUCAGCUGUUACCCAUCUCAUUAGCCACAGCAAAUCUUGACCAGUUAGACGUGCUUCUUACAUGCAAGCAGUGUGAUCAGAAUUUCAAUAACCUGGCUUCAUUUCUGGGCCAUAAGCAAUACUGUGCUCAACACACAUUUGCACAAAAUGACCUCAAAGAUAUUUCAAAGAUGGAGGACAGCAGGAAGUUCAAUGCAGAACCAUCAAAAGCAGUGCCAUCUGUGUCAAAUGUUUCAAUGGCCAGGUGCCCAUCUGAACUUCACCUUACCCUGUUGGGGCUCAAUAAAAAUGGAGAGCUGAUAUCUGACAGUGAAACAAAAGGAGACAGUAAGGAUGAUCCCAUGAAACUCAACUUGUUCUCUGGUCCUAGUAAUAUCCCUGUCACUCUCCCUGAGUUGGAAAUGGAGGACGCCAAAUUAGACAGCCUAAUCACAGAAGCCUUGAAUGGACUGAGCUAUCAGUCAGACAAUGUAGAGAUAGACAGCAGCUUCAUCGAUGCAUUUGCUGAUGAUGACCUCACCACUGUCAAAGCACCAAACAAACAAUGUCCGAAAACCAAAGAAUCCCUGGUGUUUGAGAGCAAAAGUAAACAAGCAACAGGUGAUGGACGGCCUUCCCCACAGGGAAAGUAUUUUUAUGACUCUGAUGUUGAGAGCCCUGAGACCGGCAAACAGUACGCAGAAAGCAAACUUGAGAAAAUAUCUCUGAAUUUGGAACAGGAUGAGAAGAUUAACAUAAAAAAAGAAGUCUCUCAGAAAAACUCAAGAAUUGCCUCAAGGGAGAAGACAAAGGAACAAGACAGCAAAGUGAAAGAGGCAGAAAAACUAUGCAAGAGUGAGGAUGAAAACCCAAGCACACAAAGGUUUCUCUUAUCCAGCAAGAUGACUGAAUGGUGUGGUGGUAAAAGCUUUCAGGACAGCUCUGCACUUCGAGGGUCAACACCCUCAAAGGUCUCUACAUCCCCAACCUCAAGAACUGCAAUGAAAGAGAGCAAGAGGAAAAGCUCUGGAGGGGGCACCUGGAGCAAAGAACUUAUUCACAAAAUAGUUCAGCAGAAAAAUAAGCUCCAUAAGCUUCAUGUUAAAGGUACCGGUACCAAAAACCUCCAGUUUUCCUUGGUGAUGGAGAGACUGACUCCCACUGUACAGAACCCUGCAUUUGGAGAAUACGACUAUGUCUCAGACUCUGAUGAUGAAUGCGAGCCUCUAAAGAUAGCAAGCCAAGGCCGGCUGAAUCAAAGCAGUCGUUGUAAAUACACAUACACCAAAGAGUGCAAAUGGAGAGCACGAAGCGAGAGGGACCAGGCAGCGUGGCGACACGAGUCCAAGGAGUGUUUUGAGGUGAAAAAAAGUGAGGAAUUGUCCCUCUCGCCUGAGACACAUGGUUCUCACCAGAGACUUAGGAGGAGGGGUAGCAGGUCAUCCACAAGCAGUGAACUCAGCACAUCUGUGAGUUUUUCAAGUGAUAGUAUCAAUAGCCCCAAAAGCACUGAUCGCACCGACUCAGACUGUGAGAAGAAGACAGACAUCAAAAAGAAAGAGUCUUCAGAGCUGAAAACCUAUGAACGGUCCUCCCCACAGAAGCUAUGUAAAGAUUCCAGCACACUAGCACUGACAUUCACUAAAUCUGUCAGGAAGUCUAAUACUGACAAAGUCAUUCUUUCUGACAUCAAAGACGGUCCACAGGAUCCAAAGAAGGACCAAUCGAAUCCAGACGUUGGUAAUCCGGUGUCAUCCUCGCAAAAAGCAAAAGACACAACGAAAAACUUUGAAAAAAGCAGAAACUCUCAUACAAAAUCAAGAGAGAAGCCGGUGUCUCACAGAAAAGAAACCGGGCCAACGAUCGGUCCAGACACAAGCGCCCUACAGAGAGCUGACAAUAUGUGCCCCAAAGAAGAACCACCACAGAGUAGCAGCACAGAUAACAAGCAACUACAGUUUGAGUCACACUCUCCCACCAUCAGCAAAGAAACUGAUUUCAAUAUUGACACAAACACAGAGGGCGAUGGCAAAGAGGGGCCCGAAGACACGGCACCAGAGCUAUCAGACACUAGCACAUUUGAAAAACAGAGUGUCGGUGUCUGCAUGGUGAAAGAGGCUAUUCCUUUAGCGAAUGACCUAGACACACACAAGCCUGUUUCUCUUUGCACCUCAUUGUUGGAUGAGGUGUGCCUAUCUCCGACUGAAGGCCAGGGCCCAUUGAUACAAAAAGAUGCACUCCAUCUCAUGCCCUAUCCUCUGGAUCAGGAACAGGGGCUCAUGAAAUCCCCACUCUCAUUUGACACCUCGUCAAUGUUCGGGGACCUCACAGGAUUCGACAGUGGCCUUUACUCCGAUAUGCCAAUUCAGAAAGAGGGUUUCCAUUCAAUGGAGAACACAACUGACAAAAAGGAAGAAUUUGUGUCGUCCUUCUCUCCCUUUCUGGAACAUAGAGAGUGGAACAUUAUAGUUAGCCCGGUGCUACCAGAUGAGAUAUCUCAGUACAAAGACAACUCUGAGAAAUCAAAUGAAAAGAAACCAGAUUACAAUCAUGUCCCUUUGUCUCUGCCAGAAAAAAUAAUCGACUACGGCACAAAUCUCAACAGCUGUGCAUCAGAGGAUGAGCUGGAGAUAAAGAGAAUAGUGAAUGAGCUUGAAAACCAGCUGCAGACAACUAAGUUGGAAAGCCCACCGUUACUAGAUCAGGAUGUUCCCAAGCAGCUGCAAAUGAGCAAAUUUUCACCUUUACGACUGGGUGAUGAGUCAGAGAGUGAAGGCACUGGCCUGGAUAUGAGGUGCCCUGUGCAAACAAUAGAUGCGCCGGUGUCCAGAAUGCCCUCAGAGCCUUUCACGGAACCAGGACUCCCCUGGUCCAGUCCAUUCUCGUUUGAACUGAUGGGGGGACACCACUGUCCCCAUAGUCCACAUCACAAUGAACCGAGGGCACUCGACCCUUUUACUGGGAAAGACAAUGAUGCACAAAAUAUGAUCGCCACAGCCUCACAUAUUGAAAGCUCCGAGCUCCACCAUGACCAAAAGUCAGGGGAGAGAAGUACUGAAAAAGGGACUCAUUUAGAAACAAAGGAAGAUAUUUUAGAACAGAAGAGAUACACAGAAAACCUCAUGAAAAGCCUGGAGGUGAUUUCCGACUCUAUAUUCAAAAAAGAACCCAUUAUAUCGGAACACAAGGAGCUGAAUGUCACCUUUCUCACCAGUCAACAACAUCAAGGAAUUAAAUGUCAGGAAGCUGAUGCAUUCAAGAGAGGAGAUCACAGUGAAAAGGAAGCAAUUACUGAGAAGGAGAAUAUAUUAUCGCCUCCAAAUAUCAAUGAGCAGAAGGGUGAUAUUGAAUUCAUUCUGAAUGAGUCACAGUCGUCUCUCUCCAACAGCACUGACCCCACAGGCGAUGGAAACCAGCCAAUUGCAUCUCAGCCAAGUGACGCCUCGGAAAACGAUGAUAGUGAUGGUGAGACUAAAGUCACAUCAGAGGAGGAAAUCACUGAGGAGUCUGCCCACUGCUCAAGUGUGGGGACACACAACCCUCAUGCAGACUCCUGUUGGAACAGAAAUGCGGACAAAAAUUCAAAUCAGUCAUUUGAAAACAAUAGUGAUGGCCAAGAGUAUCUGACUACGGUUGGCAACGAGGGAGCAGAGGCAGUGAAGGGAAUCAUUGAUCAAUCUGGCAGCCGUCCUUCGUCACCAGCUCCACCUGACCCCAGUCUGAACAUUGGCAAGAAAAUGGCAGAUGUGAUGAAAACAGCUCUGCAAGAACAGUCCACUGAUAAUCAUGAUGAUCCCGGAGAAUUUAAUUCAUCAUAUGCCGGUGAAUUGGAAGUGGAGCAUUCAGAAGAUUUGAUCGAGGCAGUGGAAACAACAAAAAAAGAUCAUUUGAUUGGACUUUCUCCCUCCAGAACGUGUAGCCCUGCUCAGAUGUGCGGUGGAAGUCCAGCAACUGAUUUGUCAGCCGAGAGAGACACCACAGAAAAUAUCUGCAGUCCGACAGUAGUGGAGACCAAUACAGAGAGUCCUACUCACUGCUCAGCCUUCCAAGUCACCCAAUCCAUAGAGGCACAACACAACCUGUUGAUUCUUUCGCAGUCUGACGGCCACGUUGACGGUGAUUCCUGCGAAGUUACUCAAUUUAAUGACCCUCUGAAACCUGCAGCAGGUCUUGCCUUUGACAUCACUGAGAAACAAGAAGAGAUUUUACAUGUUCAGGACAUCAAAGAACAUCUUCCCAUCAAUUUCAUGGCAAGUCACCAAAACUCACCAUACACAGAGGAGGCGGAAGAAAGUCAUUGCCUUUUUCUAAACACUGCCCCAUCAAACAGUCCUCUUUUACCAACCUCUAUUCAAACACCCGUGCAGAAACUGGAGCUAGAAGACAAUUCAGGUCAGUCAAAAUUUAAAUGCAAUAAUGAGUCUGUUGAUGAAGGCUCAGGGGAAAAUGUGAACUCACCCUUGAACAGGGAUGAUAACCAAAGUGUCAGAGAGGCUCUACACAGCGAUGAACCACUGGGCAGAACAACUGAGAUGCAGUAUUCGUUGAUAAGCCCACCUCACCUGGACUUGGGAAUCACAGAGUGUAAAAUCUCCAGCUCUGAAACCACCAGUCCCUCUCCACUUCCUGUGACCAGCACAGCAGAACCACCAGAGGUGGAGAGAGACAGAGAUCCAAUGUAUGAUUUCAAGCUCAGCCCUCUCAACUACACCAGCAUCUCAGACGAACCGCCACAUCUGAAACAGUACGACUACAUACCAAUUUCACCGGCCAGUAAACCCGAAGACAAUGUGGACAUGAAGCAGAGUCCAAGAGAUGACGGUGAACCAUGUGACCUGAGCAUAAUCCCUGCACUGAUUUUUAACAAAAUUGACACAAAACUGAACACAGACACUACGGCUAAAAUGAAUGCAUCAGACGAACCACUGGUCCUUCAGCAGCAUAUACAAUUCACAUGUCUUUCAAUGGGUCUCCCAGCUGAAAACAAAAGCACAAAUUCCUCAGCUGGUAAUGUAAAGAAAGACUUGGACAUUUGCCAUGAUCCAGUUGAACCUAUUGAGCAAUUGCAUAUUUCUGCUGACAUGCUGAGAGAAGCUGAAUCAGUGAAUUUAGAUUCUCACAAGGCUUCUGCUGAGGACAGUACACUUCUCGGAAAAGACAUUUCAGAUGGUCCGCCCACUCCUACGCCACUGAUCAUUUGUGAAAAAGAAGAAGUGCCUCUUCCAGCAGACCCAUCAGAGGAGCAACCCACGAUAGAGACUGGCCAGUGUUCAACAACACACUCAGUACAAAAUGAAAUACCACAGAAAAAGACACAGAGCAACACGCAGCAGGGGAAAGUGCUCUGUGAAAUCUGCUUCAUGUGUUUCAGGACUGUGCCAGGGUUAAAGAGACAUAAGGCCAUGAAACAUUUGGUCAGAGCUGAAAAACACAUUGGCCAACAGAAAACAUCAAACCAUCAGGGGACUGUGCUUAUUUAUGAAGCGUCACAAACUACAGAGAAAGGACAUAAAGGUGAUUCACAGGCCCGUUACCUGCCAAAGAUGGACGGGCUGUCUGAGUCAAGUAACAUCCUCAUAUCUAAAGCAUCAGAGACUGAGUCAGUCCUGGAGGAGAAGGCAACUGAGACAAGUGCAGUUGCGGUGGAUGAAAUAGGCCAUCCAACCCCUCUGCUGCCAACAAAAUCAAAGAAGAACAACAAAGCUCGAAAGAACAAAAACAGCGAGGUAAACAUAAAGCCAGACCCUUUCUCUGAUGAGAUUCUGAAUAUACUAAAAACCGACAUAUUACAAGCUAUAACUCCUGAGUUCAAGAGCAGUGGAGGGCACUGCAAAUCUGCCGAGCACCAGGUGCAAAUCAAUGACAGGACAGUUACUGGAACAGAGGAAUUCCCUCAGACUGUUACUUCAAACUCUGGCUUUGACAAUGCAUCCGGGCCUCUAGCAAAAGAGACAAGUGCACUUAAUGAAACCGUGGAGAUAGAUCAAAUCACUCAUACAGUGGAAAUGAAAUGUACAAGCAUGACAGAGUUGGCAAACGGGGAAGUAUGUACUGAUGAUAAUGUGGAAAGUGCUACUUGUGCAGACAAGGAUAUAACCAGAGAACGUGAUGAGUCCAGAAAGACUCUGUGUCCUGUGGAGGAGGUGUGUGACCAGGAAGCAUCAGAAGAGAGCCUUGUCCAGGAGAUUCUUAGAAAGGUGGCAGUCGAGAUAAAGUGUGAGAAAAGCGGUGGCCCUUCAGACGACUUACAUCCUCUCUCCUGUUUAAAUUCAUCUCCCCAUAGUCCUCCUGGCUUAAGUUCUGAUCUGAAGGCCUUACUUGACGACGACACCACGUUCUCACAGCUCUUCCCCAGAGAUGAGGAGGCCAAAAGGAAAAAGAGCCCGAGGGUGUACAGCAAAAGAAACAAAAGACAGAAGCUAUCGCCCGACUCAAGUGUGACUCCGGAUUUCCCUUCAUCAGAAACCUUCGUGCAAAAUAAAGAUCAGUACGUGGAAAACCCAGCCGAGCAGACUUUCACUGACGAUCAAACCAACCACUGUGAAUACGAGACAAUAUCUAUUGAUGAUGCCAUCAUGUUAAAUAUGUGCCACAACAACACAUUGAAGGCUGAUGCCAAGCCACUGUUGGAUGUCAAACAAAAAGAUCAGAAGGAUGUUCCUGAGGAGAUUGAAAAGCCUGGCAGCCAUCUCUUGAAUCCACUUGAGAGCACCAUUGAUAAAUCCACCAUUGAAUGGAGUGGCACCUCUGACUUCGCUGGCUUUGAUGCCGACACGAAUGUGACCUCUGACCCCAGCACCUGUAAACCAGAAGUGCCAACCACGCCGUGCCCCUUGCCCCAACCUGCCGCCCCUUAUCCUGUGGAGCCGCGUGUCACGGAGAAUGCCCAAACCUUCCACAGCAUCGACAUCCAAAGCAUCAACACCACAUUUCAACUUCCUGAGGUUCAGUUCUUUGACUCCAACGACAUCUCAGUGUCUCCUAGUGUUGCAAUUGUUGACGUGGAAAGCAGAGAUGAUGAAAAGUCCAAGAAGGUCACAGAGCGGCGAGGCAGGAAGCGGCAAGACGGUGGAAUGAAGGUCAAAGAUAAGCAGUACAAAUGCAAAGUGUGCUUCACUUGGUUCCUCACCCUAGGUGAGCUCAACUUUCACAAGUUAUCCCACAACCCCUCCCCACCUCCAACCUGCUACAUGUGUGUGCAGCGCAAAUUCAGCUCCAGGGAGCAACUGAGAGACCAUUUGAGGGAGAAACACGCCAAGAACAAGACAGGUAUCUGGACCUGUGGAAUGUGCUUGAAGGAGAUAUCAGAUGUGUGGAUGUACAAUGAACAUUUACGAGAACACGCCACCCAGUUUGCCCGGAGAGGUCAGAGUCAAGGUUCCAUAUUAGACAUUCCAGGCUGCUUCAUGCAGGAGACCGCCGUGAAGAACUUUAUCACCUCCAUCAUGCAGCACCGCCCCAGCAGAGCUGUCAGAGAGUCCAGCAAAGCCACUAAAGAACAGGAAAAAGCUGUUGCUGCAGACAACGCCGCGGGAGGGGUGAAAACCUCAGAGGGGGCCGAACCAAAAGUUCACAAAAGUAAAAGCAGCAGUGGAGCGGGCGUGAAGCAGAGCACGUUAACCCCUCUUGAGGUCCUCCACAACACGGAGACGUCGAAAAGUGUGGAGAUGCAUCCCAACUGCAAAGACCCCUCUAGAGACUGCCACCACUGUGGGAAACAAUUCCCCAAGCCAUUCAAACUCCAGAGACAUUUAGUGGUUCACAAUUUGGAAAAGAUUUUCCUGUGUCACAAAUGCCCCGUCUCUUAUCAGGACGCCCGGGCGCUUAAAGACCACCUGAAGAGAGCACACGAAGAGGUGCACGAGCCAGAUUCAAAACACACCACGCUUUACACCUGCGAGCUCUGCGCUGACGUCAUGCAUGUGAUUAAAAAAUCCUUCAUCUGCAGCACCUGUAACUACACCUUCUCUAAAAAGGAACAGUUUGAUCGACACAUGGAAAAGCACCUGUCUGGUGGGAACAAAAUUUUCAAAUUCCGAGGCGUUCUCCGGCCUGUCAAAGCAUCUGCAUCCAAUGAAGAUGAAUGUGAUUCGCCUGCGAGUAAGAAGAGGAGAAUUCUCUCUGACAGUCUGCAAGAAAGCAGCUCAGACAGUGGAAUUGCUAGUUUAAGCUCAAUGCACUCGAAUCAAAACGCUGAACUACAGUCUUCAAAACCCUCUGUGUUCACAGCAGACGACUCCACACAGACCAACGCAAAUGAAUACCACGGUGACGCGAACAAGGCCAGUGUGAAGACUGAGGACAUGGUGGAGGACUACUCUGAACUACUUGUGGAGCUUGAGAAAUGUAUUCACAUGGGCUCGUCGGAGUCUGCUACACCCAAGAAGGAGGACAUUGACCCAACUCCCUCACCUAAUCCUGAUAAAGAGGGGAAUGGAAAUUCACCGUCUGAACCAUGUGACGUGAAAGAGGAGAACGAGUCAGUCUGCAUCAGGGCGGAGACAACGAAAGAGAGCAGUGGUGUGGGCGAGAUUAUUAAAGCUAAGGGAGGCUCAGCUGAAGCUGACACAGCCGAGAUGGAAGUAAAAACAGAUUUGCCUCCCCCUAGUGAGGAGUCUUCUGUCGGUUUAGGAGAAAAUCAAAUUGUUUCAAAGACACCAGCAAAGCAUGAAUUAGCACAUGAUGUGAUGGACAGGCAGAGGGAGGACGAGCAGUGGCAGCACACGUCAAAAAAUAAUGACAGCAAACAGCAGACUUCUUUUCAUGGCGCUGAGCAAGAAGGUAGGAGUCAGAUGAAAGACAAAGCUGCCAAAACAAAUGACAACACUAGAUACAGCACCACGACGAGCAGCUCCAGGGCUCCAGAAUCAACACCCGUCCUCCACUCCAAGGUUUCCCUCAGCACCUCCGUCUCAAACGAGGACAAAGAAUAUCUGAGACCGCAGAAGAAGAGGAAGGACAUGAAAUCCCCUCACAGCCUGCAAAGGGUUUCCUCUCCAGCUACACAGGAGAACUAUGGCGUUGACUCUCGGGCCAAAAAGAAAUUUCACCCCAGCAAGUGUACGAAUCCCUCUCUGCAAAGAAAGUCGGACGGACCCAGCGACUACCCCGUGCUCUCCUCAGUGCGGGACGACGUUGUGAGCAACAAAAUAGUCUCCAAGUCCAAGACUGCAAACUUGGGGUUGCAGGCGAAACGAAGUUUACUUGAUAGCUGUACUCCAAAGAAAGCUGAUAUUGUCAACCCUCUAAAUGGGGAUUACAAAGCCAAGAAGGGAUCUCUGGGGCGACCUUUGCAUCCCCCUAUUUCUAAAGUGUCCUCAGUUCCCAUGAACAAUACUUUGAACAAAUCUAGGCCAAAGAUGGGGGUUAGGUCAAUGGAGAGCCAUUCCUACCGGACAGCGGAGUCCCAGAACCACCUCUUAAGCCAGCUGUUUGGCCAAAAACUCACUAGCUUUAAGAUUCCGUUAAGGAAGGACACGUCCGAAUCUAUUAACUGAGUGUGGUUUGAGGGAUCUGUGAAUAAGAGACUGUAAAUGUUCAAGACAACUGAUUAUGGUGAAUGAGAUUGCACAGCUGUUUUUCUGUGAAAUGCUAUCUUUAAAUACUUACAUAGUCACUUUAUGUCUUCUUUGUACAUUUUUUAGUAUGCAAAUGUGAGGAUGAAUGGCAGAUAUGAAUUUUGGGUCAAAAAUGACUAUGCUAUUUGGGAAAAUCAAUGAACUAUUCUGCUUUUCCCUAUGUUGGAUUUUUAUCCAUUUCAGAGAUUAUAUUUCAUAUAACUAAAGGAGAGAAAAAAAGAAUACUUGAAAAUACAGUAGAAUAUGUUCCUCUAAGAAAUGCAUGUUCAUUUUGCAUUCAUUAUAUGAUUUUAUCAGUUUAAGUCUUUUGCAAAUGACGUCAUAACUGACCUGGACUGUUGUCUGUGCACCUUUCGUAAAUGCUUCCAACAUAUUCAUUUUGUAUAAUUUUUUUUUAACUUUACUGUACUGCAUCGACAUCGAUCAUUUUAGCCUUUUGUAUAAACAUUACCUGGUGCUACAUUGUGUUUUAUUGUAAUGUGAACGCCAAUGUCCUCAGAAGGGAACAUGAGAUCUGUAGCAGUUACACUACAUUCAUCCAAAUGAUUUUACUGGUUCUCUAUUGUUUAUUACAGAUACUGUGUAAGCCAUCCAAGUGCUUCAAAUGUAGACUGAUAAAACACAAAAUUAGGAAAGCUUCCAAAGCUCCUUGGAUAAACUCAGGUGCAUACAUGGACGUCACAGUCCCAAGACCUGUAUUCAGAGUUCUUCCCAUGCACUGAUAAUACCACACGCCAAUCAAAAACUCAAUCAUUUGUGUCUGUAACUCCUCAGACAACUGUUUAUUAUGAAUAGUAUUUACUAGGACAAAAAACGGUGCUUUAUCCUGUUUAUACUGUAUGUAUCUUACAUUGUAUAAUAUUGUAGGUAGAUUGUUGUUUUGUGUAAUGCUUCAUGUCAAAGUUUUAUUUUAAUAAUGUGCAAAAAGAAUCAGAGAAGAAAGGGAAAUGCAGUGCCUCUUGCAAGUUGUAAAGUGGUUCACUAAGUGCAUCUUUUAUAGUUGGUUAUUAAAGAUCUGUAUUGCUCUCU
This is a messenger RNA of Scophthalmus maximus (turbot), 13502 nucleotides long. Its product is annotated as zinc finger protein 469. The record is from RefSeq and is a predicted model, not a curated record. The transcript is spliced from 3 exons. NCBI's taxonomy places the organism in Eukaryota, Metazoa, Chordata, Actinopteri, Pleuronectiformes, Scophthalmidae. The coding region runs from base 516 to 12392 and encodes 3958 amino acids.